Messenger RNA from Diplodia corticola, 3144 nucleotides. Its product is annotated as mitochondrial presequence protease. The transcript is spliced from 2 exons. Gene Ontology annotation, cellular component: mitochondrial matrix. NCBI's taxonomy places the organism in Eukaryota, Fungi, Ascomycota, Dothideomycetes, Botryosphaeriales, Botryosphaeriaceae. Gene Ontology annotation, molecular function: metal ion binding. The record is from RefSeq and is a predicted model, not a curated record. Bases 1 to 3144 code for a protein of 1047 amino acids. Gene Ontology annotation, biological process: protein processing.
AUGAUGAAGUCCGCGCCCGCCCUCGUCAUCGUCGCUCGUUUGCUCUUCAUCACCUUCGUUGCCAUGCUGCGCGCCUCUUCACGCCCCGCGCUGGCCGCCUCGCGCACCACUGCCCCCUUCCUGCGCGCCUCUGCCGCCGCCCAUGGCUCCUGCCGCGGCCUGGCCUCCGUGACGGAUCUCCAGAAGCUGCCAAAGAUCGGAUCGCACCUGCACGGCUUCACGCUGCGACGCGCCAAGCACGUCCCCGAACUCGAACUGACAGCCCUCCACCUGCAGCACGACAAGACGGGCGCCGACUACCUGCACGUCGCCAGAGACGACUCGAACAAUGUCUUUUCAAUUGGCUUCAAGACCAACCCGCCCGACGAUACCGGCGUUCCGCAUAUCCUCGAGCAUACUACUCUGUGCGGAAGCGAGAGAUACCCUGUCCGUGACCCUUUCUUCAAGAUGCUGCCGCGCUCGCUGUCCAAUUUCAUGAACGCCUUCACCUCGUCAGACCACACCACCUACCCUUUCGCCACCACAAACCCCCAGGACUUUAAGAAUUUGAUGUCUGUGUAUCUGGAUGCCACUCUGCACCCUCUGCUGAAGGCGAACGAUUUCACCCAGGAAGGCUGGCGUAUUGGCCCGGAGAAUCCUCUGGAGCCUGCGUCGAAAGACAACCAACUGGCUUUCAAGGGCGUCGUUUACAACGAGAUGAAAGGCCAGAUGUCGGAUGCAGGCUACUUGUACUACAUCCGCUUCCAAGACCACUUGUUCCCGGACAUCAACAAUUCAGGCGGAGACCCGCAGAAGAUCACCGACCUGACCCACGAGCAGUUGAAGAAGUUCCACGCGGAUCACUACCAUCCCAGCAAUGCCAAGGUCUUCACAUACGGCGACAUCCCUCUCGAGGAGCAUUUGAAAGACAUUGGAGCGCAGCUUGACAAGUUUGGCAAGAUCCGUGUGGACACGGACAUCAAGCUACCAAUUGCUCUCGAUGGGCCGAUAACCGUCACUGAAAAAGGUCCCAUUGACCCCCUAGUACCGGCAGAUAUGCAGUACAAAACAUCGACAUCUUGGCUCAUGGGUGACUCGUCCAAUAUAUUGGAAUCAUUCUCCCUUGGACUCCUGUCAUCUCUGCUGCUGGACGGUUACGGCUCUCCUCUGUAUCGGGGGUUGAUUGAGGCAGGGCUGGGCCCAGACUGGAGCCCGAACACUGGGUAUGAUGGAUCCGGAAAGGUCGGAAUCUUCUCUAUCGGUCUCAACGGCGUCAAGAAGGACGAUGUACCCAAGGUCAAGGAGGCUAUCUUCAGGACUCUGGCCGAAGCCAAGGAGAAUGGCUUCAGUCAGACGAAGAUCGACGGCAUUCUGCACCAAUUGGAGCUGUCUCUCAAGCACAAGACUGCUCACUUCGGCAUGGGCCUCAUGCAGCGCCUCAAGCCUGGCUGGUUCAACGGCGUCGAUCCCUUCGAUGCUCUUGCGUGGAACGAGGUUGUCGAAGCCUUCAAGGCUGAGUACGCACGAGGCGGCUACCUGGAAGGCUUGCUGGAGAAGUACCUUCUAAACGACAACACCUUCACGUUCACCAUGGAGCCCUCGGAGACCUAUGCGCAAGAGAUUGCAGAAGAAGAGUCGCAGCGGCUGGCAUCUAAAAUCCUCGAGACUACUAAGAAAUUCGGGACCGAGGAAGAGGCGAAGAAAUUUCUGGAACAGCGCGAGCUGGAGCUUCUCGAGGAACAAGAAAACGGCAGAAAACAAGACUUGGGAUGUCUUCCCACGGUUCAUGUCAAGGACAUUCCGCGUCAAAAAGAGAAGAAAGCAGUUAGGCAAAGCCUAGUUGGAGAUGUGAAAGUACAGUGGAGGGAAGCGCCUACCAACGGCCUGACCUACUUCCGCGCUGUCAACGUGUUCGAGGAUGUCCCGGACGAGCUUCGUGAGAUGAUUCCCCUCUUUAGCGACGCAAUAAUGAGGCUCGGCACCAAGGACAAGACUAUGGAACAAUUGGAAGAGCUGAUCAAGCUGAAGACUGGUGGCAUCAGUAUUGGCUACCACUCGACGACUACGCCCACGAACAUUCAGGGAUAUGAGGAGGGCCUGGUUUUUGCUGGAUCUGCACUGGACCGCAACGUUCCAGCGAUGUACGAUCUGAUUCGAACUCUCAUCGCGGAGACGAAUUUCGAUGGCCCGGAGGCCGAGAAGCAGAUCCGUCAAUUGCUACAAGCUUCUGCCAGUGGCGCUGUCAGCGCAGUGGCCGAGUCUGGCCAUGCCUACGCAAGGAGGUAUGCUGAGGCUGGCAUCACGCCUGCAGCCCGCUUGCGCGAGCAGACUGGUGGCCUGACGCAGGUCCAGUUGACGACCAAGUUGGCAUCCAGGUCAAAGUCUGAGUCUUUUGAGGACGUCAUCAGCAAUCUGAAGACUCUGCAAUCACUGGCCAUUUCCAACAGCAAGAACUUGCGUGUUGCACUGACAUGCGGUCCUGAGAGCUCUGCGUCCAACGAGGAAGCUCUCACUAAAUUCUUGUCCUCGAUUCCGGCUAACCAGACGGAGAUGCCGGCCAUCUCCCGUCUGACGGCGUUCCCCCGUAAUGCCAAAUCGUUCUUCCCUCUCCCUUAUCAGGUCUACUAUUCUGGCUUGUCAAUUCCAACUGUCCCGUACGUCUCGGCCGAUGGCGCACCUCUACAGAUCCUUGCCCAGCUGCUCACUCACAAGCAUCUGCAUCAUGAGAUUCGUGAGAAGGGUGGCGCGUACGGUGGAGGGGCCUACUCCAACGGUCUUGGUGGCAUCUUCGGAUUCUACAGCUACCGUGACCCGAACCCGCAGAACACGAUCAAGAUCAUCAACGAGUCGGGUGUCUGGGCGCGUGACCGUGAGUGGACGGACAGGGAGCUCGAAGAGGCCAAGCUCAGCGUCUUCCAGAGCCUUGAUGCGCCGGAGAGCGUCAGCCAAGAGGGCAUGAACAGGUUCCUCAGCGGCGUCGACCAGGAGAUGCAACAGACGCGGCGCGAGCAGCUUCUCGAUGUAAAGGCCGAGGACGUCAAGCGAGCGGCGCAAGAACUCCUGGUCAAUGGAGUGCCGAAGGGCAACCUGGCUGUGCUUGGUGAGAAGAAGGAGUGGGUGAAGGAGGACUGGACAGUCAACGAGCUGCAUAUGGUUGGGGAGUAA